ACCAAACACAAACGAAUCCAAUCGGAUUCAUCAUCAUUUUUGCUUUUCCCUUUCUAUAUAUCUGCAAAUCGAAGUUGCUACUGUCUUAUAUCUGCCAUUGUUGAGGAAUUUCUGAUUUUAUUGAAUAUGUUAUGACGGAAUACGUAAAGGUGGAACUGGAAGAGCUUAAUUUUUGUUGUUAGGGCAGGCUUGAACGGUGUAUAUCUGGAUUUUUGAAGCGACUAAGAAAAUGUCUGCCGUUAAGGGCGAGCAUCAUACGAUCCCGUUAUCUGUGUUGUUGAAGCGUGAACUGGCGAGUGAGAAGACUGAGAGACCGGAAAUUACUAGUGGUCAAGCUAACCAGUCCAAGAAAGGGGAGGACCUCACGUUGCUUAAAAGUGAAUGCCAACGAGUCUUAGGCGAUGGUGUGACUACCUAUUCUGUCUUUGGGAUAUUUGAUGGCCAUAAUGGUUCUGCAGCAGCUAUAUAUACUAAGGAGAACCUUUUAAACAAUGUCUUGGGAGCAAUUCCCGCAGACCUUAACCGUGACGAAUGGAUAGCGGUGCUGCCUCGGGCUUUGGUGGCAGGAUUUGUAAAAACGGAUAAAGAUUUCCAAGAAAAAGUUCAAACAUCUGGAACAACUGUCACCCUUGCAAUUAUUGAAGGGUCGGUCAUAACUGUAGCUUCUGUUGGUGAUUCACGAUGCAUACUUGAGUCUGCCGAUGGGGGAUUGUAUUAUCUGUCAGCAGAUCACAGGCUUGAAUGCAGCGAAGAAGAGAGGGAGCGAGUCACUGCAAGUGGCGGUGAGGUUGGUCGGCUUAAUGCUGGUGGUGGCACGCAGAUUGGUCCUUUGAGAUGUUGGCCUGGUGGCUUAUGCUUGUCACGAUCGAUUGGAGAUCUGGAUGUUGGGGAGUUCAUCGUUCCUGUUCCUUAUGUUAAACAAGUGAAGCUGUCCUCUGCUGGUGGAAGGAUGAUUAUUGCAAGUGACGGUGUUUGGGAUGCCAUGUCUGCAGAAGCAGCUCUAGUUUGCUGUCGUGGACUGCUACCAGAUGCAGCGGCUGCACAAAUUGUUAAAGAAGCCGUACAGUUCAAAGGAUUACGGGAUGAUACAACCUGCAUUGUGGUUGAUAUACUCCCUCCAGAGAAGACAAACCCUCACGUGUCUCCUGUGAAGAAGACUGGUAAGCGGGUAUUGAAGUCCAUGUUUAGGAGAAAGAGUUCAGGGUCACCUCCUCAAGUUGAUGGAGGAGAACUGGAGCAAGAUGUGGUUGAGGAGCUGAUAGAGGAAGGAUCAGCUUUGCUUUCAGAAAGGUUAGAUAGCAAAUACCCGCUUUGUAACUUGUUCAAACUGUUCACUUGUGCCGUGUGUCAAAAAGAAAUGAAGCCCGGGGAGGGUAUUUCAAUACAUUCAGGAUCGUAUAAUAACGUGAAACCAAGGCCAUGGGAUGGUCCUUUUCUGUGCGUAACCUGCCAUGAAAAGAGAGAGGCCAUGGAAGGGAAAUGACCGUCUAGUGGCUAUACAGUAGUGAAAAAGUGAAUAGCAAAUCCUUGUGGGUUACAGUUACACCCUACAUGUGAAGACCGAAAAGGUUGAUUUCAAGAUAAGUUCCUCCUAAAAGCUUCGACGAUUCUUUUUCUAAUUCUUUCAUGUGUUCAAGUCGGGUACCUUAAUCCUCCUAUAGUUAGAAUCUUUGUCUAACUCCAUGUUCAUAUAACAAGCAAACCUACCUUUCUUUACCCAGAAAUGUGCUAAGUUACAUAAAGAUCCUUUCUUGUAAAGAAGAAAGUCGGUUUAAGAUUCUUGGAAUUUAAUUUAUUAUAGUUUUCGCGAUUCUUGUGUUACUAGACUUGAAUUGAUCAUGUAAUUUUGCUUCUUUCAUCUGCUUUGUACAUCAGUGAAAUGAUUUGCUAUAAUAUUUUGUAAUAUUCACUCUAAAUUGAGAUACUUUAGUUGUAUCUUGGAUGUAGUAAAAGACUAUCCUACCCUCCUUGAGUCUACUGUUUGCUUGAAA
This is a messenger RNA of Cynara cardunculus var. scolymus (artichoke), 1991 nucleotides long. Its product is annotated as probable protein phosphatase 2C 12. The record is from RefSeq and is a predicted model, not a curated record. Gene Ontology annotation, molecular function: protein serine/threonine phosphatase activity. Gene Ontology annotation, biological process: protein dephosphorylation. The transcript has 10 exons. Lineage: Eukaryota; Viridiplantae; Streptophyta; Magnoliopsida; Asterales; Asteraceae. The coding region runs from base 230 to 1483 and encodes 417 amino acids.